CCCUGCCCGCCGGUUGCCGGGGAGCGGCCGCCGAGGCCCGCGGGGCCGGGGAACCGGCGGCGCGCGGAGAGGUACUUGAGGGGACUCCGGACGGGCAGGGCUCCCAGCCAUGCAGCCACUGGCCCUGCUCACGCUGGGUCCCCUCGGGCCUGAAGGGGAGCCGCGGCCAUUUCUCCCCUCUGGGCCUCGCCGGCCCCGGCUGACCAUGCAUCCCUGACACCAGACGUCUGGACGUCGCCAGCAGCCCAGGAGGAACCAUCUCCGGGGGGCGUCUGGGCUGCCGCCGUCCACGAGGGCUGGUCCCUGGACUAUGCCGUCCAAGUGGGCGAGCCGGGGGCACUCAGAGGUCGCCCCCCAGCAGCCCAUCACCGCCCAGGAGCCUGAAGGCAGAAUGCUCAAGGGGCAGCUUCCAAACACGGAUGAAGAGCUUGCCCCCCGCCCGGGGUCCCCGGCCCCGCCCACUGCCCCCCGUCUGGGGCCCGAGAAGAGCCCAGUGCUCCCUCUGGACACUGCGGCCCCAGUCAGCAGUAAGGAGGACGACCCGCAGGCCAAGGCAAGACCCUUCACCCCGAAGCCGCCUACCAGGCCCAGGCUGGAGCGAGCGCUGUCCCUGGACGAGAAGAGCUGGAGGAAGAGGCGUUUCCGAACCAGCCGGGAGGACCUGGCCGCGCGGAACGGGGCCAGCCCCUCCGGGGGCUCCCUGCCGGACAAGGCCCCCGAGACCCCCGCCCACGGCGGCUCCCCGCCCUGCCUGAGCACCUCCCUGCAGGAAAUCCCCACAGCCCGCGGGGCCCUGGGCGGCGGAGGCCCCUCCACCUGGGGGAGCUGCCUCUCCGGGAUGAUCAGCACUUCCCUGGACCUCCUGCACCGCGACGGGGCCGCGGCCAGGAGCAGCCCCCGGCUGGCCAGUGUGCUUCCCGCACGCCCGCUGCCCGCCAUGGACCACAGCGUCGCCUCCGAGUCCCUGCGGACGGCGCACAAGGUGGACGCGGACCACGCCGACUACAAGCUCCGCCUGCAGGCCAGGCUGUUCCGGGCCCACAGCAGCCUGGGCCCCGGCCGGCCCCCCAGCCCCCUGGCCUGUGACGACGGCUCCCUCCACUCGGCCAGGUCCACCUUCAGCCUCCUGGCACCCAUCCGCGCCCAGGACGUCCGCAGCAGGAGCUACCUGGAGGGGAGCCUCCUGGCCAGCGGGGCCCUGAUGGGGGCGGACGAGCUGGCCCGGUACUUCCCAGACCGGACCGUGGCGCUCUUCGUGGCCACGUGGAACAUGCAGGGCCAGAAGGAGCUGCCCCCGAACCUGGAUGAGCUCCUGCUGCCGGCCGAGGCCGACUACGCCCAGGACCUGUACGUCGUGGGAGUCCAGGAGGGCUGCUCCGACAGGCGGGAGUGGGAGACGCGCCUGCAGGAGACGCUGGGCCCGCACUACGUCAUGCUGCACUCGGCGGCGCACGGCGCGCUCUACCUGUCGGUGCUCAUCCGCAGGGACCUCAUCUGGUUCUGCUCAGAGGUGGAGAGCGCCACGGUGACCACGCGCAUCGUGUCGCAAAUCAAGACCAAGGGGGCCCUGGGCGUGAGCUUCACCUUCUUCGGCACCUCUUUCCUCUUCAUCACGUCCCACUUCACCUCCGGGGACGGGAAGGUGGGCGAGAGGCUGACGGACUACAGCAAGACCAUCCAGGGCCUUGCCCUGCCCAGGACCGUGCCGGACACCAGCCCCUACCGCUCGGACGCAGCGGACGUCACCACCCGCUUCGACGGGGUGUUCUGGUUCGGAGACUUCAACUUCCGCCUGAGCGGCGGGCGGGCGGCCGUGGAGGCCAUGCUGAAGCGGGAGGCGGGCGCCAGCGUGCAGGCCCUGCUGCAGCACGACCAGCUCGCCAGGGAGAUGAGCAGAGGGUCCGUCUUCAAGGGCUUCCAGGAGCCGGACAUCCACUUCCUGCCGUCGUACAAGUUCGACGUCGGCAAGGACUCGUACGACACCACCUCCAAGCAGAGGGUCCCGUCCUACACGGUGAGGCCUCCGCGGGAGGGCUGCGCCGCUGGGGAGCAGCCGAGGCCAAGGCCGCCCGGUCACGCCCUGCCCGUGGACCCCCUUCCUGCAGGACCGCGUCCUGUACAGAAGCCGCCACAGGGACGACAUCUGUCCGCUCAAGUACUCCUGCUGCCCGGGCAUCAGGACGUCAGACCACCGCCCCGUGUACGGCCUGUUCCGGGUGAAAGUGAGGCCGGGCAGAGACAACAUCCCGCUGGCCGCCGGCAAGUUCGACCGGGAGCUCUACCUGCUGGGGAUCAAGAGGCGGAUUUCCAAGGAGACCCAGAGACAGCAGGCGCUGAAGAGCCAGCACGCCAGCGCCAUCUGCACCGUCUCCUGAGGGAGCUGCGUGGGGACUUGUCGCCGCCGGCGGAGGGGCCUGGGAGACGGCGGGGCUGCCCUCCGGGCGUCCGGCUCUGGGGUGCUGACCACCUGCUGCUGCUGGCCGGCCCGCUCCCCACGGAGCUUCCCUCUCAGGGCGGACCGGGCCAGCGACCCCGGCCUCGAGCCGCUCCCGGGCUCCAAAGCCGGCGGAGGGACCUGCGCUCCUGCCCACCGGCCUGCCAGGCGCCCUGGCCGCCUUUACUGUUUCGCCCAGCCCUGCGGCCUCCCAGCAGCCCCGCCAACCCGCCUGAGCACAGGCGCUCCGGCCGGGGUCAGGUGCUGGGACCAAACGAACGGAGGCCGGGACCAGGAGGGGCUGGCGGUUCGAGGCCCCCAACCACCCGCGCCUGGUCUUGGUGGCUUCAGACCAUGGCUCAGUAACACCAGGGACGGGGCGUUAGUGUGAGCGCCUCUGGUCUGAGAGUCCACUGGAAGCGGGGCACCACCGGGCGGCCCAGGCCGGCCCUUCACCCUGGAGUUCUUUUUCCUAAAGGGCUCAGAGCCCGGUAUCGCUUUGUCUUACCCCACCUCUUGAAAAACACAAAACAAACCAAAAAAAAAAACGGCUUUCAUUGGGGGAAGAUCUAGGGGCAUUCGAUCCAGUCUCUUAAAUUAUUUAUUUUUCCAUAUUUAUAUUUUUAAAUAAAUGCACCUAUUGAAUCUUAAA
This is a messenger RNA of Sus scrofa (pig), 3086 nucleotides long. Lineage: Eukaryota; Metazoa; Chordata; Mammalia; Artiodactyla; Suidae. The record is from RefSeq and is a predicted model, not a curated record.